AUGUGGUGGUAUUGGCAAGGUACUAAUCCACAUGAGGACAUUCUAGCUUAUAUGAAGAAAAACUAUCCACCAGAUUGGACUUAUGCAAAUUUUGGUCCACAGUUUCGUGCGGAUCUCUAUGAUCCAAAUGAAUGGGCUGAUUUAUUUGCUGCUUCUGGUGCAAAAUACGUUGUUCUUACUAGUAAGCAUCAUGAAGGUUAUGCUAUGUGGCCAUCGACAUUUAAUUUUAAUUGGAAUUCAAUGCAUGUUGGUCCAAAACGAAAUUUACUUGGAGAUCUAGCUGUAGCUAUUCGAAAUCGAACAAAUCUUGUCUUUGGUUUAUAUUAUUCAUUGUUUGAAUGGUUCAAUCCAGUCUAUCUACAAGAUCAAUCUAAUAAUUUCACCACUCAAUACUUUCCAGAAGCACAUGAUACCUAUUGGAAGGCUUCUCAAUUUUUAGCUUGGCUCUACAAUGAAAGUCCUGUGAAAGAUACUGUCGUUGUCAAUGAUCGAUGGGGUAGAGAUACUCCAUGUAAACAUGGCGAUUUCUAUACCUGUACAGAUCGUUACAAUCCGGGAUAUUUAAUUGAGCAUAAAUGGGAAAAUGCUUUUACGAUAGACAAAAUAUCAUGGGGUUAUCGUCCUACUGCUAAUAUUCAGGAUUAUAUGACGAUUGAAGAAAUGAUCAAAGAAGUAGUUAUUACAAUCAGCACUGGAGGAAAUGCCUUGAUCAAUGUUGGUCCCAACAUGCAUGGAAAGAUUCCACCAAUAUUUCAAGAACGUCUUCGACAAAUGGGUUUAUGGUUACAAGUCAAUGGUGAAGCUAUUUAUGCUACUAAACCAUGGAAGUAUCAAAAUGAUACCAUCAAUCCAAAUGUUUGGUAUACAUCAUCACAAGACAAUAAAUUCGUCUAUACUUUUCUUCUUAUAUGGCCAAAAGAUAGCACUGAAAUAAUACUUGGUGCUCCGUUGAGUUCUUCAAGAACAAUUGUGACACUUUUGGGUUCAACUGCUGAUUCACUUCCAUGGCAUGUAGCUAGUGGAGAUCGUGGUAUUGUGAUCGAUGUUUCAGCAAUCAAACUUCAUUUACUACAAAGUGAAUGGACAUGGGCAUUCAAACUAGAGAAUAUUAGUGGUUAA
Messenger RNA from Rotaria sp. Silwood1, 1119 nucleotides. The record is from the annotation of a GenBank genome assembly. Lineage: Eukaryota; Metazoa; Rotifera; Eurotatoria; Philodinida; Philodinidae.